ACCUACCUCACCUACUAUAGUACCUAUAGUACCUACCUACCUAGGUAGGUAGUAUUUAGUUAUUCUCCAGGAUUUCUGGGUACAUUACAUGCCCAAAGACUCACGCACUGGCUUUCCCCCUCCGGUUCUCGGACAUUUUUCCCCCUCGAUCCAACCACAGCGCCACCAAUUCACAUCGAGUCAAAAGAAAAAAAAAGUUGUCUCAUAGUUAUAUACUUUCUGUAUAAACUUGCUACAUACAUAUUAUUCGGUACAUAUCGGCUUCAAAUAUACCUACCGACCGAAAUAUAUUCAUCAUCACCUUGUUCUCUCUUCAUCCUAAACACGAUAAUGCCAGAGAUUGGCUUGGGCGAGUCCAUUCCUCCCGACACGGCACAUGCCGUCAGUGUCUCUUUGCCAACAUGGAAAGCAAAUGUCGGAUACGAAGAGGGCGAGGACUGGGUUGUGAACCGUAUGACGACGGGCUACCCUCGAUUCUUUGUCCAUAAAGGUAUCCAGGCUUUCGCCAAAGACAUUGUUGAUCGCUAUGGCAGUCCUGGUCAACAGGCCAUGCUCUUCCCUACACCGCGAGUGGCAAGCCGCUGUCAAGACUUCAUCCUCCAGCGAAUCUCUCCUGAGCUGGCGAGUCAGGUCCGCAUCAUUGACUUUACUCUGGACAAGUCAAAGGAGCUCUCGCCUGUGCUCAAGAAGCUCACGUCCACCAUCUCAGCUGUGGUUUACCCCUCUGAGGUAUUUCCUAUCGCCAAGCAGUACUGGCAGCACACUGGCGAGGGUACGUCCAGUAGACGUGCUGAGUUCUGCCACGGCCUGUUCAGAGAUGACCUCCUCAUCCCAGCUGCUCGGUCACGGACUCCUCCUGAAGCCUCGCAAGGCAGACCUUUCCGCGGCCCAAGGCGCUAUACUCGCCCAGGCUCAAUCGAUGGUGUCUCUUCUCCGGCCCCUUCGACACCCAAGCAACCUUCGCCCGAGACUCCUGUUGAGUCUCUCGAGAGCUCACGUUUCCUUGAAGAGCGCUUCGGUAGAAACCUCGACUUGUCCAUGGUUGAGCGUGCCAAGUCUGCUAUCCGUAGACGUAUCGCUGGAGCCAUGGCUCAUGACGUCGAUCUGAACAAUGGCCCUCUACCUGCCAUGACAUCCAACACUCGCGGCAUGCCCAACCUUGAGGAGAACGACGUCUACCUUUACCCUGCCGGCAUGAACGCCAUUUUUAAUGCCCACCGUGCGCUCCUUCAUGCAAGAGAGCCAGCGCAGAGUAUCAACUUUGGUUUCCCUUACGUGGACACACUCAAGAUUCUGCAGAAGUUUGGCCCUGGAUGUCUCUUCUACGGACACGCCUCUGCAGAAGACCUCGAUGAUCUCGAGGCUCGACUCAAGAACGGCGAGCGGUUCCUCGGCCUCUUCUGCGAGUUCCCUGGAAACCCUCUGCUGACAUGUCCUGACCUCACUCGCAUCCGCAAACUGGCAGAUGAAUACGACUUCGCAGUCGUUGUCGACGAGACAAUUGGCACAUUUGCCAACAUCAACGUCCUCCCUGUUGCAGACGUAGUCGUCAGCAGUCUCACCAAGAUCUUCUCGGGCGACUCUAAUGUCAUGGGUGGAGGGCUUGUUCUCAACCCUGAUAGUAAGAAUUACCGCACACUCAAGGCCACCAUGAACGAAAUAUACGAAGACAACUACUGGCCCGAGGAUGUCAUCUUCAUGGAGAGGAACAGUCGCGACUUUGAGUCUCGAGUAGUCCGCAUCAACGCGAAUUCGGAUGCCAUCUGCGAAGUGCUACGAACACACCCCCUUGUUAAGAGCAUUUACUACCCCAAGUACAAUGACUCCAAGUCUCACUACGAAAAGGUCCGUCUACCGGAUGGCGGAUACGGCGGUCUACUUUCCGUUGUAUUUCAGCAAAAGGAGCAUGCUCAGGCCUUCUUUGACGCAUUGCCUCUUGCAAAGGGACCAAGUCUGGGAACAAAUUUCACCUUGGCUUCACCGUAUGUUCUCCUUGCCCACUACCAGGAACUGGAUUGGGCUGAGCAGUUUGGUGUUGAUCCCUAUCUUGUUCGCGUGAGCGUCGGUUUAGAGGAGACCACUGAACUUCAAGACACUUUUACAAAUGCCUUGAAGGCGGCUGAGGCUGUGUCGGUUACGAGCUGAUGAUAAAAAGCAAGUAAAAAUGCUAUUUUCCCUUGCACAUAAUCGUCUAUCUUCGUUCUAUAAAGUUCAUGUCAUUACGCUCCGUACCCAAUGUAGUCAUCCGUCGUAAUAAUCUAAAGAGUGAUGUUAGUUGACUGUGCACCCUUUACUGAUAGACAGAUGACAUAGAACUCACAGGUAUCGUGGUUCUUUCUAAUGCAAAAGUCUAUGCCAAUCCAA
This is a messenger RNA of Fusarium verticillioides 7600, 2364 nucleotides long. Its product is annotated as cystathionine gamma-synthase. Gene Ontology annotation, biological process: transsulfuration. Gene Ontology annotation, molecular function: cystathionine gamma-synthase activity; pyridoxal phosphate binding. The record is from RefSeq and is a predicted model, not a curated record. Bases 331 to 2145 code for a protein of 604 amino acids. The transcript is spliced from 3 exons. Lineage: Eukaryota; Fungi; Ascomycota; Sordariomycetes; Hypocreales; Nectriaceae.